Messenger RNA from Glarea lozoyensis ATCC 20868, 2112 nucleotides. Its product is annotated as Transducin (alpha subunit), insertion. Gene Ontology annotation, cellular component: heterotrimeric G-protein complex. NCBI's taxonomy places the organism in Eukaryota, Fungi, Ascomycota, Leotiomycetes, Helotiales, Helotiaceae. The record is from RefSeq and is a predicted model, not a curated record. Gene Ontology annotation, biological process: G protein-coupled receptor signaling pathway. Gene Ontology annotation, molecular function: GTPase activity; G protein-coupled receptor binding; G-protein beta/gamma-subunit complex binding. The transcript has 3 exons. Bases 1 to 2112 code for a protein of 703 amino acids.
AUGGACCCUGUUUCAGCAAUCGGUCUUGCUGCUUCGCUUGUGUCCGUUGGGGAUGUUCUUGCAAGGAGCUUGCAGUGUCUAAUCAAUCUCCAAUCCCGAUACCGAAGCGCCAGCCUUAUCGUUAGUCUGCUCAUUGGGCAGCUGACGACACUCAAAGCUGCAGUGAAUCAAAUCACAGAUUGGGUUACUACAAGCUUAUUUAACGACCCCAAGCAUGAGCAGGUUGUUGCGGAUCUAGAAAUAUCCUUGGAAAGCUGCAAAAUCUUGAUUCUCGUGCUGGAGGAGCGGCUUUCGCAGCUUGAGCGUGAUGGUGGUGGGAAUUUGAACGUUAAGGGCAAGAUUGGGUUCUUAUGGGAUGAGUCUGAGUUGAAGGAAUUCUCAAACCACCUGAGUAAUCAGGCUAACGCUCUCAAUCUACUCCUUACAGCCUUGCAUUGUCGAACUACUUUUGAGCGCAAUGCAUUGCUACAGGAUAAUGAAAGCCGCCGGAUCAUCAAGCGGAUAGAAGAAAAUAGAGCUUCCUUACUUUCAUUGAGAGACUCAACGUCGGAAGACACGAGAAGGAGUAAAUCGACGGAUAAUUCUCAUCUUCUAGAUACGGAAUUUGACUUUGAUCAGGAGGUCAUUACAACUAGUGUUUACCGGGCUGCACUGAGAUCCAACUUGCGAAAAGCGGCUCGGAAAGGGAAAUCGCCCGGACUUCCAAGCGAAACUUUGGGAGGCUUCGAUCCAAUCCCUGAGAUUGUAGAAAGUCCAGGGGUAUUUUCGGGUAAUUUACAGGAAUCCCUAUCUGGUCCAUCUGGUAACGAUGCCUCACUUCAAUCACCCCAAGAGCUCUCGGGAUAUAAAAGAUGGUUUCAAACAGACGAGGCUAUCACGCACACCACAGAAGUAGAUCAGGUCAGUACUCGACUAAGCAGAUUGAGUAGAUUAAGCGAUGAUGUCUCUGUACUGUCUUCUGAAACUCAGGAGCGAGAUGAUGAAGGGGGGCCGGGCCAGUCGUUACUCGCAUCUCAGAACACGGUGCAAGAGAAACCACUUGAACCAAAUAACAGGAAAUGGCGUGCAAAGAAAUACCGGAUACGAAACAUUUUCACGCCUCAAAGUAGCGUAGAUAUGCAAAAGUUACCAGCUCCUCUGGUUCUGGAUCCACUAGUAUCGGUAGAUGGAGAACUACCAAAGGUGUUGGUGCUCGGAACUGGUAACAGCGGUAAAUCAACCCUGUGUAAGUCCAUGGACGCACUUUGCAAAGGAGGUUGGACUAUCCAAGACCGUCUACGGUUUCAAGAAGCCGUUUUCACAAAUACGAUCCAAAACAUGAAAAUUAUCCUGAAAGCUAUGACUACGCUCGAUAUUCCUCUGGAUUCUGACAAAAAUCGUUCUCAUGCUCUUACGAUAAUACACCAUCCCUCGUCUAUUGGUAGAGAUUUCCCUCCAGAUGCCUGUAAUGCAAUCGAAGCACUCUGGGAAGAUGGCGGAGUCAAACAGACCUUUGAGAGAUCGAACGAAUACAUACUACAGGACGCCACCGCAUACUUUUUCAAUUCUCUAAGGCGUAUUAGCGAACCAGAAUAUAUCCCGACAGACGAAGAUAUUAUCAUGGCUCGUAUCAGAAGUACGGGUCUCUAUCCUAUGAUACUGAGCUCAGGUGGCAUUAGCUUCAAACUGAUUGAUACUGGCGGAGAACGGAGUGAAAGAAAGAAGUGGAUACAUGCCUUCGAGAAUGUCAGUAUAGUCAUUUUCACGAUCGAUAUAUCGGCAUACGACCUUGUCCUAUACGAAGAUCUCAAUUGCAGCCGUCUGGCAGAGGAUAUAGCGCUUUUUGAAUCUAUUUCUAACAGCCAUUGGUUUUCAAAUACGCAGUUCAUCCUGCUUUUUACGAAAUUGGACAUUCUCGAGGCGAAACUCGGGAAAGUUUCUAUUAAAACAUAUUGUCCCGACUUUCCUGGGAGAGAAGAUAGUUUGGAGGAUGUUAAGUGGUAUAUGGAGGAUAGACUUUUGGCACUUAUCAAAGAUUCUAAGCGAAUUGUUACAACUAUCUUUACCAGUUUUUCAGGAGGGUACGAGGGCCCGGCAAACUUAGUCCUCGAUGCUAUUAUUAAUCAGCUUUAA